CUUGCUCUUCAGUUAACAUCUCGAUCUCGUAAACCGGUACUCUGAUCACGCCAGUAUUUUGUGAUCACUUUCAGCUACGGCCAGCUACAAUAAACGUAGCUUCGAGGCUUCCUGGUGAUCCUUACUCAUAGGAGAAAUCGGCACCGCCAUCCUUUGCUGCUCGCCAUCCAUGGAACGACACAGAUUCCUCAUUCUCCGUUCUCCGAUUGCCGGCCAGGAUCUCCCUAAGCUUCUUGGUCGAUUGACGCUCGACUACACCUCUCCACUGGAUAACUCGGUCCCCGACGAUCCCACCUCUUUCACAAAGGAUCAUCUUCGAGGUGUGGUAGAAGAAACAGCGGCUGAAGUGUGGGGAACAGCCCAGGAUGGCUCCAAGAUCCAGGCUGCACUGAAACCGUUUGGUGAAGUCAGCAUUUCAACCGACGGAGAGAAAUCUUACAGCUUCGAUGCGGCGAUGAUAAAAACCCAUCAGCUCCGAGACCACGAUGCAGUUUUUGAGCUCAUCUUCGAGAAACAUAAAAAAGAUAUCAACCAACUCAUGGAUUCCAUCGCACCGAGGCUCGGAAUUUUGCCGGAAAAGGUCUAUAUGGUCAUAGGAUAUAAGUCCGUCGAGAACGCUUCAUUCUCCGGGGAAGAAUCGGAGUCGCUGUCGGUGAAGGCCUCAGGAGAAGCCCCCGUUGGUGCAACCGCGAACGCAGUAGCUCCCGGCGUCACUCCCCUUAAUGCGACGGCCAGUCUCUCGGGCGAAGCGCAUAGGUCUACUAAAUCCGGCCACAAGGGUUCCUUGACCGGAGAAACGGGAGUUGCUGUAGAAUACAGGACACUUAAGAGAAGCUGGAUUCUUGCUUGGACGAGGAAAAAGUCUUAUGGUUCAAUAUACAGUAUAGGAGUGAAAUACUUCGGCGGGGGAGACGCAAUGGGAAAAGAGACUACUGAUGAACAGGAGAACGAAGAAGAGGAAGGAGACGAGCUGAUGCUGGAAUUGGAGGAUGAGGACGUGGAUGGGUAUGAAUUGUGUGAUGGGGUUUGGGACGACUUCUACGUCCCGAAACCCCUCAUUUCCAACUGAAGCUCGUUAGAGCCGUCUUCUAAGAAGUAUCUGGAAGGGAAAUUUUUGGGCCUAGCAGACGUAAACGAAGACAGCUGGUGCAAGCAAAUGUCGCUGCCCGAAUAACCGCGAAUCAAUGGAGACAUCCAAUUUGAACGCAGG
Messenger RNA from Trematosphaeria pertusa, 1210 nucleotides. RefSeq lists its product as uncharacterized. The coding region runs from base 170 to 1069 and encodes 299 amino acids. The transcript has a single exon. The record is from RefSeq and is a predicted model, not a curated record. NCBI's taxonomy places the organism in Eukaryota, Fungi, Ascomycota, Dothideomycetes, Pleosporales, Trematosphaeriaceae.